Neoarthrinium moseri is the source of this 2034-nucleotide messenger RNA. RefSeq lists its product as uncharacterized. Gene Ontology annotation, molecular function: protein binding. The transcript is spliced from 6 exons. The coding region runs from base 1 to 2034 and encodes 677 amino acids. Gene Ontology annotation, cellular component: RSC-type complex. Gene Ontology annotation, biological process: chromatin remodeling. NCBI's taxonomy places the organism in Eukaryota, Fungi, Ascomycota, Sordariomycetes, Amphisphaeriales, Apiosporaceae. The record is from RefSeq and is a predicted model, not a curated record.
AUGGAGGGCAAGAGAAAGGCGAGUAUUGCGAACGGCAUCGAUGCCGGCUCUAGUACGCCGGACCGUGCCUCGAAGCGUCGCAGGCUGGAAGAGGAGUUUGGCGACUUGGCCAACGGAGAGUCCGCCGAGUCCACCACCGCCUAUGGGCUGAACAUGCUCGAGACAAUCAGAGCUACCACUGACAAGAAUGGUCGCGCCGUCGCCCCCAUAUUCGAGAAGCUCCCCAGCAAAUCUGCAAACCCUCAGUACUACAAGAAAGUCCGCCUGCCUCUGUCGCUGGAGCUGCUCGAGAAGAAGCUCCGGAGCCAUGAGUAUACAAACCUGUCUACCCUGGAAAGCGACUUCAAGCGCCUGGUACAGAAUGCCAAGGAGAUGAACCCGCGCACCUCGGAAGCCUUCAAUGACGCCGAGCGCAUUCGCAAGGCCGUCAGCAAUCUCAUGGUCAAAACCAACCCAGCCUACAAGUCCGGCAACUACUCAGCGAUUCCCACGCCCCUUCCGCCGAGUCCUGGCCGCGGUGAGGCCGCAGCAGACGACGACGACGACGACGGUGCCGACGAGGAGGAAGACGAUGCCGAAGCCGAUGCAGACGCCGAUGAGGACGAGGACGCCGUCGAAGACGAGGAAGAGGAGCCCGAACCAGAACCAUCCGCCAGAAAGCGAAGGGGCGGUAGGCCUUCUCGUGGUGCGGUAGCAUCGACGCCCAAGGCCUCCCGAUCGGCAUCAGCCCAGGCUGCCGACCAAGACAGCUACAAGGGCCUCAGCUUUCAGCAGGCGCAGGAAAAGAUCGUGAACGAUAUGUUGGCCAAGAAGGACGACAGUGGCGAGUAUCAGUAUUUCGAGGCGUUCUCCUUCUUACCUCCUAGGAGUCUCAAGGACUACUACGAGAUUAUCGCAGAGCCCAUCUCGUUGAAAGCGUUGCAGAAGCAAGUCCGUGGCCAGCAUGGCAGGGGCGAAGCGACCGGCGUCAGUGACUUCAAGAGCUGGUCCCAAUUUGAGGAUCAGGCCAGCCUUCUCUGGAAGAACGCGUACCACUACAAUGAAGAUGGCAGCGAAAUCUCCUUGCUAGCCCAAGAGCUUGAGGCAUACUUCACCGAGUUGCUAAAGGACGCAAAACACCACGUCCAAGAGCCCCCACAGUCCAAGAUAAAGCUCAAGGUCCCCCAGAGUGCUCAGACGCCUGCCCAGCCCAAGAAGAUUACCAUUCACGUAGCGGGCGGCAAGGACAGUGCGGCUGCGUCACCAGCCCCUGCCACUGCGCAGUCUGCUGAAGGCGAAGUGACUCGCAAUGGCACACCAGUCGGCCGGAACCCAUUCAAUGGUGCAGCUGCUGUUAAUCACAGUCAGCUGGACAAAGCCCGGAGUAUGUCGACCUCGGCACCACCGCGUAGCCCUUCGGUCACAGGCGCAGUCAAGCCCGAGGAGACGGCCAGGCAGUCACCCGCCAUACCGCCCCCGGGGCCGGCCAUGAUCACACAGCAACAAUUUGCUCCGGUCUUGCCUCCUCCCGGCAUGAACGGAAUCCCGGCCGUCGCUCCCCCUCCUCCUCCGCCGCCGCCGCCGAAAAAGACGGCCGCGGAUAUCCUGGAGGCCCAGAAAUACCGGCCACAUCCCAUAAAGGAGUCGGAGGCUCUGAUCUCAAAGCUGGUCAUCAACUCCCAUCCGAGCCUUACCCUCGACAAACCCCUGGAUAUCACAAUACAGGCAAGCACAACGGAGACCCAACAGGAGCUUGUGUUCAACGCCCCGGCAAGUUACUUCCGCCUCCAGCUGCGACCUCACAUACCUGCCUUCCUGGAGGCCCAGCAGCGUGAAUGGAAGCUUCACGUGUCGCACGACGGGGCACGUCUGUACCCGUCCUCAGGACCGGACCGGCGCAGCGAGCCCAUCUUUGACGCGAACCUGCGCUAUGGCACCAACCGUUUUGAGGUUGGACUGGUGGCAGCCUUACCGAAGGGCGAGAAGGGGCCGCACGGACUCGGAAUGGAGAUGGAAAAGAUUGUAGUUUUGUUCAACUUGCUCAAGCACCAUUAA